Thelazia callipaeda (thelaziosis nematode) is the source of this 2556-nucleotide messenger RNA. The record is from the annotation of a GenBank genome assembly. Lineage: Eukaryota; Metazoa; Nematoda; Chromadorea; Rhabditida; Thelaziidae.
AUGCGGGCCAUUGUUUCGGAUUUACAGCGAGCUCUAUUUCAUUUAGAUGAUGAACGUUUAGUAGCAGUGGCUAAUAUUGUUCGCAUCGAUAAUAAAAAGCGCCGGAAGCCAACAUUUCUUUGCUUAGCAGUGACAACAGAUCAACCCAUUUCUGUGCGUUUAUAUUUCGUCAGAAGUGAGAAAGAUGAUUAUUAUAAGAAAAAACGUCAAUUUACAUUACGAGAUGUGAAAACCGUUGAUGGUAUCAAUCCGCGAAAGUUGACUGCAGAAUUUGAGUUGGUUGUCGGAGAUCGUUUGUUUAAACUUUGCGCGUCCACAGCAGAAGACAAAGAUUCAUUCAUUAAACAGCUAUAUAAGUUUGCGAAUAAAUAUCUCCCGGUACAGAAGCCAGAUUUCGUAAAUGUUCCGAUCCCGGUUGAAACACCUUAUACAGCUAUUACAGUAGAGCAUAUUGAUGAUGACGCUGACGAGGGACUAGUCGAUUAUCAGCCAAUAUCUGCGAAAGAAGAAGCUGAUUUUCGUCGACUACUGGAUCGCGCAAAUCUCACGAUUGGCGAAGCAGAUAAAUUUGCAGCAGUUCUUGCGUCGCAGCUUCAGCUCUUAGAUGGAGCUAAUAUACAGUCUAUUAUGGAUAGUGAAGUUGCUGUUAACGACCUGAUCACACUUAUUGAAGGUGCUUUAGAAGAGGCUGACUUUUUGGAUAAAGAGCUUGAUAGCUUUGAUGAACUACUUUAUCAUGUUCGCGAUAGCGUUGAACUAAUCGAAGAAAAAGAUAGUUUGGGAUGUGUUGAGCGCAAAAAUUCCCGCAUCUUGAAGGAUUAUUUAUCAGAAUUAAUAUCUGUAAUCGAUAUUGUCAGUGAAGAUCACAUUCAUGCAUUGCAAAAUGCAAACUUAUCCGAUCCCAUCAGUAUCAGCCGUUGUUGUGCUGCAGCACGUGCUUUGCAAGCUUAUUCAGCAACUAAAGUUGAUCCUUCAGUGCAUUUAAUGGUGGCAUAUAAAGAAAGAACUGACCAGUUAAAUCAGUCAACUGAUCGUUUCAUCGAAAAAUUAAUGGCACAUAUGUCUGCAUUGUUUUCAAAUUUGGUGCGAUUUAAGUUAGCCCAUGAUAACGAUUUGAUUGAAGUAUCAGAUUGGCACGGAAUUGUUUUAAGAAAACAAUCUGAACGAUUCCACGCUCUUCGCCCAUUUUCGGAUUUGAUGGGUUGGUUGAAAUCGGUCAGAACAGGUGCCUAUCAAACACUUAUUCAGCGAUAUGUCCAGAACACAAAAUUGAUAUAUAAAAGCGAAUUUGAGCGCUUUUUUGACAACUUAAAUGGUGAGCUUAACAAAAUUGCUGCCUCUGAACGUAAAGCUACUUUACGUAGUACUGAAAUGAUAAAGUCUAUGACAGAAGUGGUGUCUGAUAGAAUUGAUUCGAAAGAAAUUAUCAGAUUGGUCGAGAUCGUCUUAGGUGAAGUCGGCCCCAUAGUCGAGUCUGAACAGAAAUUUUGUACAAGGUUUUUUCAUAUGGCUAGUGAUAUGUUAACUGCAUUAGAGACUCAAUCUACAUCUAGUGGAGAUAGUGGCAAUAUUGGUAAAAGUGUUGAGAAACAAAUGGCUGAUCAAGUGCGUGCUGUUUUAUCUCCAAUGUUCGAAUAUUUACAUGACCAUUUCGAUAAAUUUGUUAAAUCCUGUUGUCAGCUAGAGCCAUCAUUUAUUUUCGUGAUGUUUGUUUUCUUAUCGAGAAAAGCUCUUUCUUUACAAGAUGCAUCUUCCUAUUUCUCUGUAAUGGUAUUUGGACGACUGGUUGUGCUGGUUAAAAGACAUAUGGAUGCUUAUUUGGAUAAGAAAUCACACAAAUUAUCUGAAGUUAGAUUUUCGAAAAGGACACGAAUUGGAAUUUUAGAAAAUGUCGACCAGUUUGCGGAGUUAGCUCGUACAACACAGGCAGCCUUUGCUGAAACUGAUCGUCGAACUGACCUAGAUAGAUGGUAUACACAGUUAAUUACGUCUUUGAAAAAUGGGAUUGAGCGUGCUGCUGAUUCGCCAUUUUCGAAGUCUCCACCUGCAGUUGUUCGAUUCGAGAAUUAUCAUCAUUUGUACUCAGUUUUGUCUGAGCUUAAAAUUGAUUGUCUUGAUGCGUAUCGCAAAGAAGCGAAAAAAGCAUACCAGGAUAAUAUACAAAUAUAUGUGAAGGAUCUUAUGGGUAGACCACUCGAAAAAAUACAUACUUUCUUUGAAUCAGUGGAGGACGCUAUUCGACAAGGAGUAAAACCAGAGGAAAUAGCUUUUCAUCAGCAGUUCAGUCGGUCAGAAUUAAAGAAGGUUAUCUCACUUUAUCCUGAAAAAGAAGUCAAAAAAGGUCUGGAACAGUUAUAUAGAAAGAUAGAAAAGCACCUCACUGAAAGUUCUUCUUUACUGCAAGUGGUUUGGAGAAACAUGCAGGAUGAAUUCCUGAAACAGCUGAAGCAUUAUAACGAAGUAAUGGGAAACUGCUAUCCGAAUUCACGAAUUGAUCUUGAAGUAUCUAUCCAAGACGUGCUUAGUUAUUUUUCGCAGAUUGCGAUGCAACAUUGA